Molecule: messenger RNA, 724 nt
Organism: Neltuma alba
Lineage: Eukaryota; Viridiplantae; Streptophyta; Magnoliopsida; Fabales; Fabaceae
Exons: 3
Coding region: 48-704 (218 amino acids)
Source: RefSeq, a predicted model, not a curated record
UUCGCUCGUCGUUGUCGUCGUCUUCAUCAUCAUCAUCGCUCAUCAAGAUGAAGAGGAAAGUUGAUCAGGAUUUCUCCAUUUCCUCCUCUGCAACCAAGAUUCGCCGUCUGGAUGCCGAUUUGCCGCCGAUUGAGGAACCCGAAGUAGCUCAGCAACCUCCGAUUAUUCCAGAAGUCCCCUCCCCUGCAUCGGAGAACCAGGAGAGGGCUCUUGUGUUAUUCAAGCCUGUGAAUCAUUCUCCGUUGUUUUCUCCUUCAUCUUUCUCUUUCACUGUCGAUUCUGACAUUGUUUCUGCAAUUAACAAUCAACGUCCUUGGUCGAGACAAUGUGUAGAGGAAGAAGCAAUAUGCAGAGACGAGAAUAACCGUGAUCGUUUGGCUCUUGUGCCAUGGGCACCCUCUCAAUUCCAGUCUACCCCAGGUGCUCAAGAUUCGAAUACAGAGUUGAUGGAAGCUGACCAAAUGGAAGAAGAAGCAUCCAUGGAGGUAGAAGAACAAGAUUAUAGCAACUCAUCUAUACACCCAACAGCAACAAUGCAUUGUGAAUUAGCGGGAACUGAGGGAUUGCAGCCAUGGCAGCAACAACACUGCUUGAUACCUCAGCUUCCUCAGAACACUUCGACUCCCAUUUCUUGGACCGGUAACAAGUUAACGCUGAUGAAUUCGUUGCCACUUUUUGCUCUCUUUAGUGGCAGGAACUUAUAGAACAAAGAUACUAGAUGAGA